Molecule: messenger RNA, 1221 nt
Organism: Lentinula edodes (shiitake mushroom)
Lineage: Eukaryota; Fungi; Basidiomycota; Agaricomycetes; Agaricales; Omphalotaceae
Exons: 6
Coding region: 136-1146 (336 amino acids)
Source: RefSeq, a predicted model, not a curated record
GCUCCCUUUGGAUCGCGCUGCCAACGUCGAGGAGAUUCUUCAUGGUGGUAACUGCUGUAGACGUAGAGCAAGUCAGGUUACACGGAUAUCGUAUAGCGUUCCAGAGAAUGUAAUUUCCAAUGGAUUCAUGAAAGCAUGGCCAAAAUGCGAUCUCGAUUCAAGUCGUUCCUCAGUCCCGGAAGUGCGGAUGCUCAAUCAAAUCACUCACAUGGAAUCCCUACCUCCAACGACAUUGUUCUUCCGACCGAGAUGGAGAUAAAGAAAGGAGUAGCAGAAUUUCAUUGGAAUCUUUUUAAGUAUAGUACACCCUUGCCUGAAUAUCGAAGCCUUUGUAUUCACGUUGGGAAGCUGACUGGAACCUCCCUGGUUUCCUCUCCCAGCCCGCUCGUGUUGUUUACAGCCAUCCUCCACGCAACGCUAGGAUGGCUCGCGAUAUGCCAGGAGGCGCUUCAACAUCGGGAUGUCAGUAUUGGGAAUGUUCUUAGAUUGUCAAACCCGGUCGAAAUGCCCUCGUUCAAAUUCAAAUCAGAUAUUGCGGAUCUUAUGGGCACACUAUCCCUAUCGGAAACCUUGCCGUUUACUGUGACCGACCAAAUUACACGUCUUAAAAGUUCACUUGCUGAGCUGAAGGUAAACACCAGGUGCUCGGGUUUUAUCAUUGAUGGGGAUAUGGCUGUCGACUGGAAGACGUAUUUUGAUGCGAACCACGAUGGCACUCGUUCCGGAACGCCUGAGUUUAUGUCAGUCACACUACGAGAAAGCCUGUAUUCGCCCAUGACAUACGUUCAAUCUACGGUGGAUGAUCUUGCUUCCUUCUACUAUGUUGGUCAAUGGGCGGCGGUUUUCAACCCAAGUCAUCAAUCGGACAUGCUCGAAGAGCUCCGCAAUCGCAUCGCUGGGUCCCUGGCAUCGCGAGAAUUCGCAACUCGCAUUGUGCAUAGACUCGACCCAGACUUAUCUUCCCAUCGGCAAGAAUAUGGCUUAUUUUUGCAGUGCUGCCAGCCUAUACUCAAAGAGUGGUAUGAUUCUAUUGAUUCUCUUGAUCGAAGACUCAAGUACUUACCGGUCUUUAUUCCUGUCCUUUUCCUACCAUGGAGUUGCAGACCUUGCCCAGAUAUUGGAGAGACAUGGAGCAAGCCUCGCUAGUUAUGAUAAACUGAAUUCAUGAACGAAUUUUUACAUCAGUCUAAAUACACCGAGCUACAGUAAAUGCAUAUGAAU